Spodoptera exigua (beet armyworm) is the source of this 1016-nucleotide messenger RNA. The record is from the annotation of a GenBank genome assembly. NCBI's taxonomy places the organism in Eukaryota, Metazoa, Arthropoda, Insecta, Lepidoptera, Noctuidae.
GAUUGGAUUGAGAGCACGCGUUUGUUUUUGUCUAGUAUAUUUCGUUUGUUUCUUUUACGGCAAACCUAUGUGAAAAAUGUGCGCUCGAUUUUGGAUUUUUAUGCUUUGAUGAUAAAGAUUCCGCCAUGAUUAUCUUCAUAUUCCUGCUGGCUGUGACCGCGGCUGUCGAUGUGGAAGUAGCCACAGAACCGCCAUGUCCUUCAUGCCUGCUAAUGAACACAACAUGUUACAACAUGACCUACCUCUUCGAUCUCGAUGCUCCCUUCAGAAAACAGGUUGUCAUCACCAAAAUGGAUCUCCUUAGGUCCAAAAACAUGCUCUACUUCAGUUUCGAACCAGCAUUCGAAGACGAAGAAUAUUACAAAACUGGUUUCGUCAGUCUUGAAGAUCUUAGUUUCCAUGGCAUCAUUACUGGGAGUCAGAUCCUUAAUCUUGGAACCUUUGACAUAGAUCAGGCGAAUGAGCAAAUUUACUUCGGAGGCAGCGAUGGUAUAUUUGUUCUGGAUACAAAUAACAAUCAAAUGGCAUCAUAUAGUAGCCGAGGUGAUACGAUAACGAAUGUCUUUUACAAAAAUCAAGUUUAUUUCGUCCGCUACGAGGAAAAAGGGAUUACCGUUAAGCAAGGCAAUUACUUCAACAAUAUUCUAGAAUAUUGGACUGUAAAGAAGUUUGUCGUGGUUGAAAAGGAUACUGUGAACGUUAUUGUGUUUUUAAGUAAUUUAGGCUUAUUUGUUAGCAAGGGUAAGGUCGUGCACCGUCUUUCAAAAAACGCUUAUUUUAGAGGCCUCGCUGUUGAUCUGGACGGAGACGUUUACGCGUGGUGGAUAGAUGGUAUCUACAAAGUUACAUUGUCAAAGGAUAUUAAACACUCAAGGAUUGUGAAAGUAACUAAUCUCCCUUUGAUUGGGGCUAUGGCUUUUGACAACCAUAAUAAUAUUAUCAUUGCUUCUGAUAAAUCUUUGUAUUUAAUGGAGAAGACAGGUCAUAGUUGUGGGGUGGUCAAGACAGAAUAAUAC